This is a messenger RNA of Solanum lycopersicum (tomato), 507 nucleotides long. RefSeq lists its product as uncharacterized. Lineage: Eukaryota; Viridiplantae; Streptophyta; Magnoliopsida; Solanales; Solanaceae. The record is from RefSeq and is a predicted model, not a curated record.
AUGGUAGAAGAUGAGUCAGGAAAAGAUGAAGAGGUAGUGGAAACUAGUGGUGAAUUGGUGGACAAAGUUGUGAAAGAACAAGAGUCUAUUGCUACAAGGUCUCUUGUGCAAAAGAAAAAAGAUUCGGGCGGUUUCACUGUUCCACGUACCAUCUUUUUGAUACAUUUUGCUAAAGCACUAUGUGAUCUCGAUGCAAGCAUAAACCUCAUGCCUCUCUCUAUUUGUAAGAAAUUAGGUUUUAAUGACCUAAAGCCCACUAUAAUGCGGUUACUGAUGACCGAUCCAACAGUGAAGAGGCCUAUUGCGAUACUCCAUGAUGUUCUCGUGAAGGUGGAGUUGUUUAUAUUUCUAGCCGAUUUUAUCAUUCUUGACUGUGAGGUUGAUUUUGAGGUGCCUAUUAUUCUUAGGAGGCCGUUCCUUUAUACUGGUCGUGCCUUCGUUGAUAUGGUAAAAGCACAGAUGAAGAUUAGGUUCAAUAAUGGAGAAGCAAAUUUUCCAGAUUUGUAG